This is a messenger RNA of Carica papaya (papaya), 1135 nucleotides long. Lineage: Eukaryota; Viridiplantae; Streptophyta; Magnoliopsida; Brassicales; Caricaceae. The record is from RefSeq and is a predicted model, not a curated record.
UGAUGUUUGAAUCUUGACUUGUAGUGCCGUUUGAAGAAGAUGACAAAGACCCAGGCAUCUGGUUUCUUGAUCACAACUACCAUGAAUCAAUGUUUGCCAUGUUCAAGAGAAUUAAUGCCAAAGAGCAUGUGGUUGGAUGGUAUAGCACAGGUCCUAAACUGCGGGAAAAUGACUUGAAUAUUCAUGCAUUAUUUAACGACUAUGUUCCAAAUCCUGUUCUGGUCAUAAUUGAUGUCCAACCUAUAGAGCUUGGAAUACCAACGAAAGCUUAUUAUGCUGUUGAAGAACUGAAAGAGAAUGCCACUCAGAAAAGCCAGAAGGUUUUUGUUCACGUGCCUACCGAAAUAUCUGCUCAUGAAGUUGAGGAAAUUGGUGUGGAGCACCUGCUCAGGGAUGUGAAGGAUACAACCAUUAGCACUCUAGCAACAGAGGUGACUGCAAAACUUGCAGCUUUGAAGGGGUUAGAUGCACGACUCAGAGAGAUACGAAGUUAUCUAGAUCUUGUUGUCGAAGAGAAGCUCCCACUAAACCAUGAGAUUUUGUAUCAUUUACAGGAUGUUUUCAAUCUACUUCCAAACCUAAACGUGAGUGAGUUGGUAAAAGCUUUUGCAGUGAAAACAAAUGAUAUGAUGUUGGUUAUCUAUUUGUCCUCGCUAAUCCGAAGUGUCAUUGCCCUCCACAAUUUGAUCAACAAUAAGUUACUCAACAAAGAACAUGAGAAAGCAGAAGACUCAAAGCCAGUUGCUAUCCCCGCUGCUGCUGGAAGCUAAGCACCGGUAACUAUUUGAGCUUGCUUGGAUGUCUCUGCAACUUGAUCUUUCCAGUGACAGGCUCAUCGGUCUUGCAUUGUCAGUCUUUUAGAAUCUACGGAUUUCUGAAAGAGAGAUCUUUCCAUUGACAGGCUCAUCAGUCUUACAUUGUCAGCCUCUUAGAACCUAUGGAUUUCUGAAAGAGAAAAGAACUAAUAUGAGGGUGGAGGUUAGAAACGAAAAUGGCUGAAGAGAUUUUCUUUCAGUCAAUAAUUUUCUGAUGCUGAUCUGUCUUCUUGCCCUUCUAGUUUCAAAACUGCAAUCUAAUGUUCACGGAGAUGUAUAACGAUUCUCUGCCACUUAAUUCCAAUCUCUUAGCUUUCCUA